Oreochromis niloticus (Nile tilapia) is the source of this 5008-nucleotide messenger RNA. It is a transcript of the gene tacr2, whose product is annotated as tachykinin receptor 2. The coding region runs from base 767 to 2044 and encodes 425 amino acids. Gene Ontology annotation, biological process: positive regulation of flagellated sperm motility; G protein-coupled receptor signaling pathway. Gene Ontology annotation, molecular function: substance K receptor activity. Lineage: Eukaryota; Metazoa; Chordata; Actinopteri; Cichliformes; Cichlidae. The record is from RefSeq and is a predicted model, not a curated record. The transcript is spliced from 9 exons. Gene Ontology annotation, cellular component: plasma membrane; sperm midpiece.
CUCUCUACAGCCAUGCCAAAAUCCACAAAUGUAAUCUCUUGGGGAGGACAUUCUUGCUUAGAUGGAUUUCUAGUGAUUGCAGCUUGGCUGAACACCUCAAUAAUCGAAGAGCUUCACUGUUGCUUUCAGAGUUUUAUUGAAAACCCAAUUGAGGAAUCAUUUUUCCCUAGCUCUCACCUGAUUGUGCAUUUUUAGCACGCUCAAAUUCACAAUGAAAAAGGGUGAACAAGCACAGCAGGCUCUCUUCUAGAGGCUCUCAGUCUGAGACCACCAGGAUAGGCACAUAUGCGUGUUUUUCCUUUUCUUUCUUUUUUUUUGUAGGCAUAGAAGAUGGGUAUGGGUUGGAGCAAUUUCACAAGAAACCAUCUCAAAAGUGUUUCAGACUUGUCGAGCGGUGAAAAUUGACGGCUGUCAAGAAACUACAGCAGUAGCGGAUUUUACACCUCGUACCUCUCUUCAUCUCUCUCCCUCUGGUCGUGGAGGAUUUUGGCGCGACUCUGCGCGCACGGUAGCGUGCCUGAACGUCUGCGCUUCUCACUCUCAGAUCAACAUGAGCAAGUCACACAUUCCAGUAGAGAGAGGCAGAAUAUAUGCGUGUGUGAGAAGGAGGGAGAGUGGAAUCUGGAGAAAUACCUUAAUGGAUUAUUGGAUGGACCUGUUUGCCCUUUACGCAGAAGGAAUCUGAUUUUCGGACAAUAGCAAUGGAUUGAGUUUCAACUUGACCAUUAAUAGAGAGGUUCUGUCACCGGUAAGACAGAAAGCCAACAUGGACGCCGGUAGUCUGAUACAACAUAUUGAACGAGGCGAAGAGACCACUUCAUGGCCAUUGUCGAUGACCACUGAGUGGUUUGAGGACGGGAACGAGACGACCUGGAAUCAGUUCCAACAGCCCGACUGGCAGGUGGCUCUCUGGGCUAUAGCAUACUCCCUGAUCAUCCUGGUGUCCAUCACUGGGAACGUCACAGUGAUCUGGAUUAUCCUCGCUCACAGGCGCAUGAGGACUGUGACCAAUUACUUCAUCGUCAACCUGGCUUUCUCUGACGUUUCCAUGGCGAGCUUUAACACCCUUUUUAACUUUGUGUAUGCGCUUCACAAUGACUGGUACUUUGGCUUGGGUUACUGCAGGUUUCAGAACUUCUUCCCCAUCACCGCCAUGUUUUCGUCCAUAUACUCAAUGGCUGCCAUUUCAGUGGACAGGUACAUGGCCAUCAUCCAUCCUCUGAAGCCUCGCCUCUCCUCCACCUCUACAAAGGUGGUGAUUGCCCUGAUAUGGAUUGUGGCAGUAUCACUGGCGUUUCCUCAGUGCUACUACAGUGUGACAAGAUUUUAUUACCCCAGAACCGUGUGUAUGGUCGACUGGCCUGAUGAUUAUGGAGGAACACAUCAACUAAGUUAUCAGUUUGCGGUUAUAUUGCUGAUCUACCUUCUCCCUCUGCUGGUGAUGCUGGUGACAUACACUAUAGUCGGCCGAUCACUGUGGGGUGGCCACAUCCCUGGAGAGGCGUCAGACCAUUACCACAGCCAGAUAAAUGCCAAGAGAAAGGUGGUGAAGAUGAUGGUUGUGGUGGUGGUGACGUUUGCCCUAUGCUGGCUGCCCUACCAUGUCUACUUCAUACUGGGAUCAUUCAACAGAGACAUUUAUAAACAACAUUACAUUCAGCAGGUGUAUCUGGCCAUAUUCUGGCUGGCAAUGAGUUCAACUAUGUACAAUCCUAUUAUUUACUGCUGUCUAAACCAAAGAUUUCGCGCUGGUUUCCGUCACGCCUUUGCUUGGUGUCCCUUCAUCAAAGUGUCAGAGGAGGACAGGAUGGAACUGCAGCACACACACACCUUCAGAGUCACCAUGACCCGCAGCCACCGCAAUGACAUGUCAUCCAUUAGAACAAACACUACAUACGUCUCAAACACACUUGCCACCAGUGACCUGGUCACAGAGAGAGAUGCUCGCAGACAGCUUAAGAAGAACACGUGCAACUCGCAUCCGGUGAAGAAACUGGACGAUACUAAAUCUCCAGCUGUGGCGCUUAUGGAGCACACCCAGUGAUCGCUGACAGACAUCAUGAUGAGGACAUUCUCAAAGGGAAGGCAGAAGGGUUUUUCUGAGUUGUGAACAAAAACACUAGAGCUGGUGGAGACAGAGGAAGCCCUGCGGAGUACUGGACAGAGUUAAUCAAACUAAGGCAUUCAUUCCUGUGGAUCAGGAACUUUGUUUGGGUCAAAUAAUACAUGAUGGAUGAAUGAAUGUGACUAUCAAGCUGUUGCAGCACAUACAAAACAUUUAAUUAUGCCAUUGAAGCAUUUGUGGCUGUGUGUAGAUUAAUCCAACCUUGAUCUAUUUACACUGCUCCAAGAAAUUAAGCGAAUUCUUAAAUAUGUGUUCAGCGUGGUUAGAAAACCUUUACUGAUAUCCCAGAUUUGUUUCAAGGCAUCAGUAGUUACUUCAUAAUCUAUUUGGCUAGUUGACAGUCAGUCUGAGGAUUUCUCUCUGGUAUCAGAUAGCAGUCAGGGUAUCACUGGCCAGCAGGUGGAGGUCUGUGCAAGGAUAUGUUUCCCCAGACUAUCACUGCCAAAAGGUCAUGUUUAUCAUGGCAUUCACAGUCUCUUUAACAGCUGUCAUAUAUGCUCAGUGUGCACAGGUCUCACUAAAGGACAUUAGGCCAUUGUAAGUCUAAUUCUAACAGUUUUGUCAGGGGCAUGCACAUCAGUAGUCUUAUUUUGUAGAGCUCUGGCAGUACUCCUCCACAUCCUCUUUAUAGCAAAGAAGCAGAUACUUGUCCUGCUGCUAGGUCGUUGCUUUUCUACAGCUCUGUCCAGCUCUCCUUGUGCCACAUCCUGUCUCCUCCUGGUAUCUCCUCCACACUCUCAAGACUGUGCUGGGAUACACAGCAAACAUCUACUGGAGGAGGUGGACCACCUUUGCAUCCUAAAUGGGAUGCAGGUACAAUCUCAUGCAGAAAAAUCAGUCAGGAGGGUUAAGGAAGGAGCAGCGGUCUGUGGCCACUUGUUGCUCCUCCAGUGCAGCGACUGUGACUUUCAUUCUAACUGGACAGACUGAUUUCCCUGAAGCUGAAUUGACUUUGUGUCAUAGUGUGAUGAUCAAGUGUUCCCUUCAUGUUUUUAGAAGUGUAUUCCACUCCAAAGUGUCCUUCCCCGUUGCCGUCCAGACCUCUACAUGUUCUCUUUCCUCUAUCUGGGACAUUCAAGUGUUACUGGAGAUAUUUAACUGUGGUUACUGGUUUUCUUGUGCAGAGAACGGACAGUCAGUCCAAACCCUUAACAAUGUUGUUUGUGCAGCGUCUUCAUUUGAUAUAAGACUUUCUUUAACAAUUAAGCUAAAAUAGGCGUUUUAUUUAAUUUCUCUUCUAUAUUAAUACUCAAUAAUCAAAGUAAUUCACUCAUUCUUUAAGUUUGUUGGGAUUCAGAAUUGGCAACAACAGCUUAGUUGCUCUUUUUAGUCUGGCUUUUACUCAUAUUGAGGACUCAUAAAACAUUCAGAGAUCAAUUAAAGCUCAAAAUGAUGUCAGAAAAUCACCAGUAAAUACACCACCUUCUCCUAUUUUUUCCUUAAAUUAAUCAGUUGUCUGGUUUGCAUGUAUUCGUUGCUGUGCAGUACUUUUCCCUUUCACACAUUUGUUACAUGGUGCGCAUUAAUACAGUAUUUUUGCUAUUAUAUUGUGAGUUCACUGGAUAAAGUCUACAUUAAAAAUUCAAGUGCCGCUACUUAGUACAAUCUAAUGUGAAACAUAGUGAUGCUAUCUACUGAAGACAUUCAUGUAAAAUACCCAGAAGUAAAUAUGAAACUUGUGGUUGUCGCACAGUUAAGAGUCAGAUAAUGACGCUUUAAAUAUUGUAACGUGUGAGCAUUAGAUUUCAGAAUGAAGUAAAAACAUUUGAUUAUUGGAAAUUUUUUGAUGUUUUAAGCACGCACUGUGGUCGUGUGAAGCGUCUUGUUGUCUAUACGGAGCAGGAUUUUUGUUGUUUGUGACUGAAAUAAAAAUGUUUAAAUAAUGUGACUGUGCUAAUAAAGUUACAAUACAGGAAGUACUGACACACAUUUAUUUGUGCCCCAUCUACCCCCUGAAUUAUAUCUGCUGUAGCUGCUAACAGAGCUCUAAGUGUGCAACUUCAGCACCGCAGGGUUACUUUGACCUUUAGUUCAUACUGAAUACAUUUGUAACACCACUGAAGAGAUUCACAACUACGUGAGUGCUAAAUCAUCAAUGCACAAACAAAAACAAACUAACCACGACAUCAUGUUUACAGAGGUUUGACUUUAUUAAGUGACUGAUUGACGAUGUGGGACAGAUACAUCCUUUGUUAGCAGAAUGACACAGAUUCAAGCGUUUGUGUGCGACUGGACAUUCUGGGGUUAAUCUGAAGGCAGAGUAAAGGAGCCCCCAGUCUUCUUUAAUCAUACAAUAUGAUUAAAAGGUAGGAAAGGACAUUCUUCUAGCUCGGUUGGUAUUCAUUUGAAUAUUUAAAAAGGUGGCAAUAAAAUACACUUGUGCAUCUCAACCAUAUCUCGUCCUCCACGGGCACCACUGAUCUUACAAUAGAAUAUUUUCUUCUUAUGCUCUUUAAUUGCUUCAUAAUGAAUCGAAGCCGUCGUAACUGUGAGACUAUUUUUUUUCCUUUUGCUUUUAAUACAAUGAAAAUAAAUAUCAAUUUGCAUAAAUUAUGCUACAUGAAUGAGCCUGACAGUAGUUACCUUAGAGAUUCUCCUGAGCUUUUAGGAGCACAUGGUAAUAUUAAAGGGGCGAGUAGAGUAUGUGCUUUUAUUAUUGGCCAACAUGUUAAAACUCUUUUAAAAGUUCUGUAAUGUUUGUAUGAGUUUAUACACACUAUGACUGCUGUUGUUAUUCCCCUGGCAUCCGUGUUAGCACCGCAUUUCUGUUUCAUAAUUAAGUAGCUGUUAAAGUAUCAUCAUGGUGAUGAGGUUAGCCAGGACCUCUUAAGAAAUGAACACACUAACAGUAGCUGUGACCGGUACCAACAACAGGACACAUAA